CAUUAAUAUUAAACAAUAAAGCUAUGAAAUGUGGAAAGCUAAAACGAAAUUUUUGGCUUUCUGCCGAAAUAGAGUGUAUGCUAAGCUUAAUAAAAGAGUUAAGAGCGGAACAGACGAGGUCGACAACAACAACUCACUACACUUUUACUCAAAUAGCUAAUAAAAUGAAAAAGCGUGGGUUUCCAAAUAAAUCUCCAACGCAAAUACGAAGGAAGUGGUUUCAGAUGAAGUCUGCAUAUCUUUGCUACAAAAAAGGCAAUGUUGAACGAUUGUUUCUCAUACCUGAAAAGUUCCGCAGUGAUAUUGCACAAUUUGUAGAAGACGGCAACAAAAUUGGCCGGCCACGACAACAGCCUCAACAGAGUGGUGAUUAUAAAAAGGUAAAUACUCCAAUGGAUAACUUUGUGAACCAGUUAAAUCAUAACAAUACUCUUCUAAUUGAGGAUUUCAAUAGCUUACAAGAGUCUUUGAUGCACUAUGAACAUAAAUGUCAGUCCUUGCGAGACUAUAAUAUUAUUAAAUAUAUUAGUACAUAAAAUCAAAAAAAUGUAAUAUAUAUUUUUAUUUUAAAAUUGUCCAUUGUCUAAAUAUAACUAAACUUUAUUUGUUAACACUAUUUUAAAAAUAAAUUAAAA
Scaptodrosophila lebanonensis is the source of this 635-nucleotide messenger RNA. RefSeq lists its product as uncharacterized. Bases 24 to 536 code for a protein of 170 amino acids. Lineage: Eukaryota; Metazoa; Arthropoda; Insecta; Diptera; Drosophilidae. The transcript has 2 exons. The record is from RefSeq and is a predicted model, not a curated record.